CAGCCACACUGAAUCCAACACGUGCGGCUGGAAAGUAAAAUUGAAAUAACAUCAAAACAUGGGCGGCAAGAAGAAAGUGCAUCCAAAAACGCGCACGGCGGCUUUCAAGGCCAGCGAACCGAGCGAGAUUGUGGAGGCGCCGCAUUCCUUUGUAAUCCACCGCGGCCUCACUUGCCCGUAUAUCACGGAUCUCACCCUGGACUUCCGCCGGAUCAUGGAGCCGUUUACGGCCAGCAAUCUUCGCGAGAAGCGGAUGAACCGUAUCAAGGACUUUGUGAGCCUGAGCAGCUUCUUCCAUGUCUCGCACAUGGGCAUCUUUAAUAAGGCCUCUACACAGUUGUCUUUCAAAGUGGUUCGCCUGCCUCGCGGACCUUCUUUGACUUUUAAGGUUCACCAGUUCACCCUGGCUAGGGAUGUGAUCUCGUCCAGCAGAAAGCAGAUGAUCGACCUCGAUCACUUUAAGCACGCUCCUCUAGUCAUUAUGAACAACUUCAGUGGCGAUGGCAAGCACCUAAAGCUGAUGGCCACUACCUUCCAGAACAUGUUUCCCUCCAUUAACUUGGCCCAAGUGAAUAUCGGCACCAUCCGCCGCUGUGUGCUGUUCUCCUACAAUCCGGAAACGAAGCUGGUCGAGAUGCGACACUACUCCGUGCAGGUGGUGCCCGUAGGUUUGAAGCGGGCGGUCCAAAAGAUUAUCAAGGGCACAGUGCCCAACCUAAGCAAGUGCAAUGAAGUGGUUGAUUUUGUGACCAAAGAUGGAUAUGCCUCCGAAUCAGAGGCCGAGGAUGACGAACAGUCACAUGUGGUCCUGGCACAAACGCUUAAGAGCAAGGGAAACCUUGAGGACAACAAGAGCUCUAUUAAACUGCACGAGAUCGGUCCCCGUCUAACCUUGCAGCUCAUCAAAAUAGAAGAGGGCCUCCUCACAGGCGAAGUUCUCUAUCACGAUCAUGUGGUGAAAACAGAGGAUGAAAAGGAAACCUUGCGCAAGCUGGUCGAAAAGAAGCGAAAGCAAAAGGAGCAGCGGAAGAAGGAGCAGGCAGAAAAUAGGGCUCGCAACUUAAAACUGAAGAAGGACGAAAAAUGGGCUGCCAAGAGGGCGGCGGAGGGUCGUGCUGACAGCGAUCCCGAGGACGAUGCAGAGUACUACAAAGAGGAAGUGGGCGAGGAACCAGAUGAGGAACUUUUCAAAACUGAAGAAAAAAUGUCUCGCAAGCGGCCCAAUCUGACCGGUGGCAUGAAAUAUAAAAACAAGCGGGCAAAGCUGGAUCCCAAGGACAAGAAGGAUAAGCUUGAUCGGAAGGACAAGUUCAAUCGUAAGGACAAGUUUGACCAUAAAAAUAAAAAGGACAAGUUCGACCCCAAAAACAGGCGGGGAAAGUUCGAUUCCAAGAACAAGCGGCCCAAGUUCGACCACAAAAAGAGUAGGAAAUAAAAGUAGUACAUUAAACAUAAGCUAUUUUAUAAAAACCAUCUGUUAGCCUGA
This is a messenger RNA of Drosophila ficusphila, 1486 nucleotides long. RefSeq names its product protein Peter pan (gene ppan). Gene Ontology annotation, molecular function: rRNA binding. Gene Ontology annotation, biological process: ribosomal large subunit assembly; rRNA processing. Bases 59 to 1435 code for a protein of 458 amino acids. Lineage: Eukaryota; Metazoa; Arthropoda; Insecta; Diptera; Drosophilidae. The transcript is spliced from 4 exons. Gene Ontology annotation, cellular component: preribosome, large subunit precursor. The record is from RefSeq and is a predicted model, not a curated record.